This is a messenger RNA of Rhinolophus ferrumequinum (greater horseshoe bat), 4753 nucleotides long. RefSeq names its product transmembrane protein 132C (gene TMEM132C). Bases 44 to 3385 code for a protein of 1113 amino acids. The record is from RefSeq and is a predicted model, not a curated record. The transcript has 9 exons. NCBI's taxonomy places the organism in Eukaryota, Metazoa, Chordata, Mammalia, Chiroptera, Rhinolophidae.
CGCCCCGGGCGGCCGGCGGACAGCCUGAGCUGCCAGACGCAGGAUGCGCUCCGAGGGCGCGGCCCCCCGGCCGGUGGCGCCGCUGUGCGGGGCGCUGAGCCUGGUACUGGGCGCGCUGCUGGGCAAAGUGAUAGAGGGCCGUGGGGUCGCUGACACCAUACAGAGAGUUUCCUCGCUGCCUCCCUACCUGCCGGCGAGCUUCCAUGUCCUCAGGGCAGAGACCGCCUUCUUCCUGAGGGAGACCCGCCAGGACGCCGCGCACAACUCCAGCCUGCAGUCACGCGUGGAGUCCUUCUUCACCUACAGAGCCAAGCGGCCCCCGAUAUUAAAUACCAGCUACGGGCCCUUUACUGUGGAGAAGGUCGUGCCUCUGGACUUGAUGUUGGUCUCAAACUUUCUGGGCCCAACCAGUAAGUUCAGUUUCAACUGGAAGCUGAAGGCCCACAUCCUGCGGGACCGCGUCUACCCGGACCGGCCCACCGUGCAGGUUCUGUUCCACGUCGUGGGCAGAGACUGGGCCGAGCGCAGCCCCGGGGAGCAGCUGCCCUGCCUACGGGUGUUCGCCUUCCGGGAGACCCGGGAGGUGCGGGGCGGCUGCCGGCUGCGCGGGGACCUGGGGCUGUGCGUGGCGCAGCUGCAGCUGCUGGCCAGCUGGUUCAGCGCCCCCGCCGUGCUGGCCGGGAGGAAGAGGCCGGCGGAGCCCGCGGAGGGCAGCGCGGUGGAGCUCUACUACGCGGUGCACGCGGGGGACGAGCGCGGGGACUGUGCCGGCGGGGACGUCAGGAAGGGCAAUGCCAUCCGCCCGGGGAAGGACGGCCUGGAGGACAGCACGUCCCACCUGCAGAGGAUCGGCUCCGUGGGCCUCUACCGGGCGCAGGACAGCGCCGCUCAGCUCAGGGAGCUGCGCUUGGACGGCAACGUGGCCGUCUGGCUGCCCUCCCGGCCAGUCAAGCAAGGGGAAGUGGUCACUGCCUAUGUCACCGUCGCCAGCAGCUCCACCGUGGACUUCUUCAUCUUGAGAGCCAAGGUGAAGAAGGGGGUGAACAUCCUGAGCACCCGGCCCAGCGAGCCCCGGCAGUGGGACGCCAAGCAGGAGCUGGGCAACGGCGGGAAGCAUGCCACCACCACCGUGCUGUGCCAGCGCCUGGGGCCCAGCGCCCGCAACAGAAGCAGCAGUUCGUUCAAUGAAGUUGUGCAGAUGAACUUUGAAAUCGCCAGCUUCAGCAGCCUCUCGGGGACCCAGCCCAUCACUUGGCAGGUGGAGUACCCACGGAAGGGAACCACAGACAUCGCCGUGUCUGAGAUUUUCAUCAGCCAGAAGGACCUGGUUGGCAUUGUCCCCUUAGCCAUGGACACAGAAAUCCUGAACACCGCCAUACUCACGGGACAGACGGUUUCCUUGCCCGUCAAGGUGGUCUCUGUGGAGGAGAACGGUGCCGUGACGGACAUCUCAGAGUCUGUGGAGUGCAAGGCCACGGACGAGGACGUCAUCAAGGUGUCCGACCGCUGCGACUACGUCUUUGUCAACGGCAAAGAGAUGAAAGGCAAGGUGGACGCGGUGGUGAACUUCACGUACCAGUACCUGAGCGCCCCCCUGCACGUCACCGUGUGGGUGCCCAGGCUGCCCCUGCAGAUAGAGGUCUCGGACACGGAGCUGAGCCAGAUCAAGGGCUGGAGGGUCCCCAUCAUGGCCAGUAAGAGGCCCACACGAGAAAGUGAGGACGACGAGGACGAGGAGAGGAGGGGCCGGGGCUGCGCCCUCCAGUACCAGCACGCCACCGUGCGCGUCCUCACCCAGUUCGUGUCCGAGGGCGCCGGCCCCUGGGGACAGCUCAGCCACCUGCUCGGCCCUGACUGGCAGGUGGACAUCAGCCACCUGGUGGCUGGCUUCAUGAAGCUGGAGGAACCGCACGUGGCCUCCCUCCAGGACAGCAGGAUCCUGGUCGGGCGUGAGGUCGGGAUGACCACCAUCCAGGUGUUGUCCCCACUAUCUGAUUCCAUCCUGGCAGAGAAGACAGUCACCGUGUUAGAUGACAAAGUGUCGGUGACAGACUUGGCAAUCCAGCUGGUGGCUGGGCUGUCUGUCACGCUCCAUCCCAGCGCGGAGAACAGCAAGGCCAUCACGGCGGUGGCCACGGCUGAGGAGCUGCUGCGGGCCCCCAAACAGGAAGCCGUGGUCAGCACUUGGCUCCAGUUCAGCGACGGCUCAGUGACGCCUCUGGACAUCUACGACCCCAAGGACUUCACGCUGACCGCCACCUCCCUGGACGAGGCCGUGGUGUCCGUCCCCCAGGCCCGCUCCCCCAGGUGGCCCGUUGUGGUGGCGGAAGGGGCGGGCCAAGGGCCCCUGGUCCGAGUGGACCUGACCAUCGCAGAGGCCUGCCAAAAAUCCAAACGCAAGAGCGUCCUCGCCGUGGGCGUUGGCAACGUCAGGGUGAAGUUUGGCCCGAGCGACGCGGACUCCAGCCCUGGCGGGGGAGACGACAACGACGAUGACGAGGGUGACAUCAAGAACCACGCCAGUGACCGGCGGCAGAAGGGCCCGGACCCCGAGCGCGCGGGCCAGGACGGGCAGUUGCAGGGCAGCUCGUCCGCGGAGCGAGAGGAGGGCUCCCUCCGCAGAGGGAGCCCCACGGCGCGGCCGCUGCUGGACAACAAGGCGCCCAAGGACAGCCGGCAGGACGGGGGCCGGCCGCCCGCGGAGGGCCGGCUGCAGACCAUCCCCAUCGACUUCAGCAACUUCCCGGCGCACGUGGACCUCCCGCAGGCCGGGGCCGGGCUGGGGGACAGCGGCCUGGAGCCGGCGGCCCGGGGCCUGAGCGACCUGGAGGUCGGCAUGUACGCCCUGCUGGGCGUCUUCUGCCUGGCCAUCCUGGUCUUCCUCAUCAACUGCACCACCUUCGCCCUCAAGUACCGGCACAAGCAGCUGCCGCUGGAGGGACAGGCGUCCGUGAGCCACUCGCACGACUGGGUGUGGCUGGGCAACGAGGCCGAACUCCUGGAGAACGCGGGCGAGGGGCCGCCGCCGCCCGAGGAGCACACGACCGUCAUAGACCGCGGGCCCGGGGGCUGCGAGGAGAGCAACCGCCUCCUGCUCAACGGGGGCUCCCAAAAGCACGUGCAGGGCCAGAUCCACAGGCCGGCGGAGGCGGGCGCCAGGCCGGGCCGGGACCCGAAGCUCGAGCCCCUGCAUUCGCCCACGUCCAAGAGGAAGAAGGUGAAGUUCACCACCUUCACCACCAUCCCCCUGGACGACAGCUGCCCCACAGUGAACGCCAUCCUCGGCGCCAACGACGAGGACAUCAAAUGGGUGUGCCAGGACCUGGACGUGGGCGCCCCCAAAGAGCUCAGAAACUAUCUGGAGAAAUUCAAGGACAAAGUGUAGGCCGUGUGGCCACAGGGCCCCCGCCGGCCGCCGCCUCAGUUCCAGAUAGAUCUGGGCCCUGGGGACCCCGGGCACAGUCGCGGGGUGGAACCGGGGCGCGCUGGGGCCCCUUAUAGACCAUUGGAAGGUUUGAAGCCGGGAAGGGAUGUUUUUUUGUAAUCAGAGGUUUUUUAGCGGUCGAUGAGGGCCGAUUUUCGAAAGCCAGCGGAUCAAACUCUGGGAGUGGAGAUGACACAGACGUGGAACUGUGCAAGACCAAAUUAGGGAUGCUAUUUUAUGAGUCAAAAUAUAGCACAGACAAGCUACCAAAAAUUAUUUGUUAAAAAAUGCAAAAAGACAAAUAAAAAGAGACAGAAAUAAUCAUCCGUUUAUAUUUCUGGUAAAGCAGCAUCAGAUAAAAGUAGGGCCCGCUAAGAGACAGCUCCAUUUUAAUACAAUGUCCCUUUUCCUAGGACAGUCCCUGUCCCUGUGAGACAGGGAGGAGACGUCUGAAUAUCAAGUCUCCUCUUGGUAUAGAGCUGAGGAUUUUUAAACCUUUACCUGGUCAUCUUUUUUCUCCCCUUUUCCAUACUUCCUUUUCUUCCCCCUCUUUUUUUCUUUCCAUGUCCUAGACUUCCAUUUGAUUUCUAUUUGAUGUUUAUUUCUGAGGGUCAAAUGAUAUGUUUUUCCUACAUUAACCAUACAUUAUAUUCCCAUUCGUUAGUUGAACUCUUAGAAACGAUAUAAGGUAAUUCAUUCUUUAAGUAGUAACCAUCAGUGCUUAUCUGUAUCCCUCCAGCCUUGUUGGUAUUUGCUGGGUUUGUACAAUUACAGGAAACUCUUAGAGCCUUUUGGGGGCCGGGGGGGAGCUGCUCGACCCACCACCACCAGCACCACCAGCACACCCCAGGGGCGAAGCCAUUUCAUGGGACAUUGUCAGAGGCUACUCACAGGCCAGCAGCACAAGCCCAGGGGCCACUGACCACUCAGCCGCUCCAUGGCUGGUGUUGUGUUGUGGGGCUGCUCCUACCUGGGGAAGGUUGCGUCAAAGCCCCCAGAGACACACCGUUGCCAGGGGUGAUAAGCUUCAGUCUCCUGGAGCAGCUCUGUCAGGAGACAAGAUCAUAGCAAGAAAUGAUCAAAGAUGAAAACUGGGGGAGCGUGUUUUAAGUCGGUUUCCUAACUUUGUGGGCGGGGCGUACCAGCACACACUGAGAAGAUGAAAAGCUAUGUUAGAUUGCCAAUCAACUGUGUGUUUUUUUUUAACAGCCUAAUUGUGUAGCAGCGCACUGCAUUCAUCCAAAGCAAGUGUCUGUGGCAGAGAAGACCACCACAUGGUGAAGGAAGCCCCUUGCAGUGCUGGGCUCCGCCCUUCUGCACCCGGCGUGG